AUGGCUUCCACCACGACAUCACCACACCAGUAUCCUCUGGUCAAGCUGCCCUAUCCUUUCCUGACAUCAUAUCGAGUCAAUGUUGUCUCGUCAAACACACCUGCCAGACGGGUCUUGCAUCUUGACGAGCAACCCUCCAAUGGAAAGGCUCCAACUGAAGCCUUGCACUCAGACUCGCUGACAUGGCUGGACCUGCAUACAACACCCAAAGAAUCACACCCUCCACUCAGCGACAACAGCGAUUGGGCUCGCGCGGUCCGUGGUCCGCAAACAACCUUCAAAUGGCCUGAGAGCACUGCUCCCACCCUCGGCCAGGUGUGGAAUGUCGUCCACGCCAUCUACCUCGCCUACCCCAACACCGAGCACUUCCGCUUGACACUGCAAGGCGGAGAGAAACAAACCUUACACGAUGAACUGCUGGCCACCGGCCUCGCCAUCGAGCACCCCAAAGCAUGGCAUCUGCCCAACGAGUCUAUCCCUCGCACCAACGAACUCCUCAUCCUGCGCAGUUCCUUCUGGCAAGGCGCCGCAUCACCCACCGGUCCACGCCCUAUCUGGGUGCUCGGCGACGGCAUCGACGCACACCUCCGCACACCCCUCUCCAACUACCCAAUCAUGCCCGAGAACCACCACUUCACCAUGAAGUUCCCUGCUGAACGCGUCUACGCCCGCCACCCCAUCCGCCGCCCCAAGCCCGCUCCCCAGAGUAUCUGCUACUCGCGCUACAUCCCCGAAGUGGAUCAGCACUUCUCUCUGCAGGUCGUGGACUGGACAUGCCCCGACCACCUCAACCUCUUCCACACAUGGCAAAACGACCCUCGUGUCGCCAAAGGCUGGAACGAAACAGGCGACCUCGAGCACCAUCGCAAUUACCUGCGUAACUUACACUACGAUCCUCAUGUGUUGUGUCUCUUUGGCCGUUUCGACGAUACACCCUUCUCCUACUACGAACUCUACUGGGCAAAAGAGGACCACUACGGCGCUCACUUCGCCGCCGGCUCCUACGACCGCGGCCGCCACUCCCUCGUCGGCAACCCCUCCUUCCGCGGCGCGAAACGCGUCAACGCAUGGUACUCUUCCUGCAUCCACUACUGCUUCCUCGACGACCCACGCACUGAAAACGUAGUGGGCGAGCCCAAAGCUUCCGGCAGCAUUAUCCUCAGUUAUGAGCAAAGUCAGGGGUUGGCGAUUGGAAAGUUUGUGGAUCUGGGACACAAGAGGAGUGUGCAUAGUCAUGCGAGCAGGGAAAAGUGGUUUCAGCUGUGCCCUGUGUUUUGGGAUGGGAGGGAGAGGCCGUUGGAGAGUGCUGAUCGCGCUGCUUGGGCUGCUAAGCUGUGA
This is a messenger RNA of Aureobasidium namibiae CBS 147.97, 1338 nucleotides long. RefSeq names its product acetyltransferase SidF. Gene Ontology annotation, biological process: siderophore biosynthetic process. Lineage: Eukaryota; Fungi; Ascomycota; Dothideomycetes; Dothideales; Saccotheciaceae. The transcript has a single exon. The record is from RefSeq and is a predicted model, not a curated record. Bases 1 to 1338 code for a protein of 445 amino acids.